This is a messenger RNA of Acanthamoeba castellanii str. Neff, 399 nucleotides long. RefSeq names its product signal recognition particle, putative. Gene Ontology annotation, molecular function: endoplasmic reticulum signal sequence receptor activity; 7S RNA binding. The record is from RefSeq and is a predicted model, not a curated record. The transcript has 4 exons. Gene Ontology annotation, cellular component: signal recognition particle, endoplasmic reticulum targeting. Gene Ontology annotation, biological process: SRP-dependent cotranslational protein targeting to membrane. Bases 1 to 399 code for a protein of 132 amino acids. Lineage: Eukaryota; Discosea; Longamoebia; Acanthamoebidae.
AUGGUGCUGCUUACGAACCAACAUUUUAUGGAUGAGCUCACGAAGCUGUUCCAAGCCAACAAGACAAAGGGCAGCGUGUGGAUCACCAUGAAGCGACAUGAGGAGAAGCCACCCAAGGAAAAGACUGCCGCCAAGGGUGCUGCCAAGCCCAAGCCCAGCACCGAACACGCCGCCGAUCCUGAGCCCAAGUGCUUGGUGCGAGCGACGAACGGAAAGGACAUCAAGAUCAGCACCGUCAUCAGGCACGAGCCCCGCUACGCGCGCGUAGCGUCGAAGGACGUGGUGCGCUUCCAGCUGGCGUUUGCGACGCUGACCAAGACCAACAUGGACGGCCUCAAGAAGAGAGAGCGAAAGGGCCGGAGGGGCAACCGCAAGAAGGUGCCCACCAAGCACGUCUAG